This is a messenger RNA of Papilio xuthus (Asian swallowtail), 2381 nucleotides long. It is a transcript of the gene m, whose product is annotated as zona pellucida domain-containing protein miniature. The record is from RefSeq and is a predicted model, not a curated record. NCBI's taxonomy places the organism in Eukaryota, Metazoa, Arthropoda, Insecta, Lepidoptera, Papilionidae. The transcript has 12 exons. Bases 299 to 2026 code for a protein of 575 amino acids.
CGUCGCUCUGAUUGCACGUCGCGCUCACACAACCUCAUUAUCGACACGUGCGGCGCAACACUAUUUUGUUGUUCUUAACAUAUACAGCCUACAAUUAAAUGUGUUCUGUGAACUUGUGGGGUAGUCGAAUUCUAUAGAUUCCCGACUAGAUAACAAGAAUCAACACUUAGAGUAGCACUUAGGCCAGUGAAGUGUAACACAAAGGGGAUAUGUUCUGUGACAAUAGUUUGUCUAACACAAGAGACAGAAGGUGACAAUUGUGUUUUGUUCACAUAUGACAGUGCUGUGACUAUUGAUAAUGAUUGUUUGGAGAACGAAGAACACGAGUCGUCGGAAAUAUAGUGGCUGGUCCAAAAUGUCGGCACAUCUCUCAUCUCACAUAUCAAGGACGACCGUCAUCUGGUUAAUGCUUGCCUUGGUUAAUACGAGAGUUCGCGCAGGUGAGCUAUGGCCGAUGGAGAGGCCGGAAGGCAUGCCGGUCAUACAAUCGCUUGAGGUAAUGUGCGGCAAGGAUCACAUGGACGUGCACCUCACAUUCUCACAUCCCUUCGAGGGCAUCGUCUCAUCGAAAGGACAGCACGGUGAUCCGCGAUGUGUGUACGUGCCGCCGUCCACGGGUCAGACUUAUUUCUCGUUUAGGAUCGCGUACGCGAAAUGUGGCACUAAACCUGACUUGCACGGUCAGUUCUACGAGAACACAGUAGUGGUGCAGUACGACAAAGAUCUGCUGGAAGUAUGGGACGAGGCAAAGCGGCUGCGCUGUGAGUGGUUCAACGACUAUGAGAAGACAGCCUCCAAGCCACCAAUGGUCAUCGCAGAUCUCGACGUUGUACAGCUGGAUUUUAGAGGUGACAAUGUGGACUGUUGGAUGGAAAUACAAGCAGGCAAAGGUCCCUGGGCGCCGCCUGUUUCUGGGAUCGUCCCACUCGGAUCAACUUUGACUCUCGUGGUAGCCAUCAAUGAUUACCGAGGUGAGUUCGAUAUGCGAGUGAAGUCGUGCGCCGCGUCGGAUGGCUCGGGACACGUUAUUCAGCUGUCUGACGAAUACGGAUGCGUUCUACGUCCAAAGAUGAUUUCCAGAUUUCUCAAGGCCAAAGCAGCGGACGAACGAGCGACAGUCAUAACUUACGCGUUCUUCCACGCGUUCAAAUUCCCCGACGCGUUGAGUGUGCAUAUUCGCUGCAAGGUGGAGAUCUGCAGACACGGCUGCCUCGACCAUUGCCAGCUCGCGGGCGUCACGCCGCAGCGACACGCACUUGAUAGGAAGGACGAUCGUGCUCAUCAGGACCAUAAUGAGAUCAGUGACUCUUCGGCUGAGGGUUCGGACACGAGUCUAGCAGAAGAGUAUCAGCGUCUCCCUCUAGAGGAAGCAUUCGGUGACGAGGUGUCAGGUGACGUAGUUCCAGCCCCGGCGCCUCUGCCACAGCGAGCUCCAGCGCCCGUCGAAGAUCCGGAGUCUGAUCAGAUAUCGACUUUAGAAGAAGCAUUUGAAUCUUUGAACAGGAGACCAUUUACUGAUCGGGCACCUGAAUACGAACAUUUCCCACAUGGACCACGAAACCUUGCGAAUAGCGAUAAAGCGGGACAAAACGGAGAAACUAUGACCUCGCCUAAAGGUCGCGGGCCGGCUGUCGCGGGUCCCAGAUCUCUACGAAAGCGACGCACUGUUCGUGACUCAAGAUCCGCAGAUGUCGGCGUUUCUGGAAUAUACGAAGUUGUUUCCGAAGCUGAUUUAGCUUUUGGACCUUCCAGAGAACCCGUCACCGUGUUCAGCGGAAGAAUACGCGAAGAGGUUGUAUACGGCGUGUGUAUGGGUGCGUUGAGUUUCGGCGCUCUUUUCGCGUCAGCUGCUGGCGCUGCAGCAGGCGCAGCAUUAGCUGCUGCUGUCAUGCUGCACCGUCUGCGGUCAAGGAUGGCCGCACAGCAAGUACCCGUAUCACCCGCGCCUGCCUCGCAAUCACUCGCCGCCUGGAUGGCUCUCAGACUGCUAGGCUCUCCUCAUCCACACCAUUCACAUGAAGGCUGAUCUUAUAUAGGAAUUGUUAACAAGACUGUCUUAGUUCUAGCAUCCAAUAAAUGUGGGUUACGACUAUAGUGACACUUGCCAUCCCUCACUUUCUAUUCGAUAAGAUAGAGACAACGAUAUGUUGCAUUACAAGUGUCAUGGCAGUUGAAACCCAUGACAAACCGCAUUUUAUUUCGUAAUAAAAUAAUCAAUUUUUUGCACUUACUGCCACAUUCAGUUGUUUAGUGGUCAUUUGAAUAGUAGAUUUUUCAUACAAAAUCCUUUAAUCGAUUUUGCCGUAUUUAGAAGUUUUUAAAAGGUCAGUGCUUAUUUUGUAUACUUAAUAUACUUUGAAAUGUCUUUUUUUAUAUCAUUA